AUGGCGCAAAAUUAUGAAUUUCGUGAUGAUGAUGUCAUCGCACCAGAGGUUUAUGGGCGGAUCGGUCAUCCGCACGAUGCGUUUACCUGGUUGCGUAAAAACGAUCCGCUGCGCUGGGUUGAACCGGAGCAUUACCGGCCUUUCUGGGCGGUGACCAAACACGCUGACAUUAUUGAGAUCGAAAAGAAUCCGGAAGUGUUUGCCAGCGAGCCGCGGCCGAUUCUCAUACCUGAGCAGACCCAGCCUGAAAUGCGCGAAGAGCUGAUUAUGGAAAUUUUCAAACGUCUGGAAGACCGGCCUAAGCUGCUCGAAGUGCUGGCCACGGCGGGAGAGCAGGGUUUGAUCAGAUCUCUGGUACAGAUGGACCCGCCGGAUCACACGAAUUAUCGUGCGCUGGUUCAACCCUGGUUUAAACCCAGCAACAUCAAAGCCCUGGAAGAUCGCUUGAAUAUGAUCACCGAAUCUAUCAUCGAUGACAUGAUGGGCGACGGUGGAGAGCGCGAACUGGAUUUUGUGCAGGAUGUGGCCGUAUGGCCGCCCCUUAAACUCAUUGUAGAGUUGCUUGGUGUCCCGGAGGAGGACGAGCCGCUGAUCCUGAAGUUGACCAACGAGCUGUUUGCUGGCGAAGACCCGGAAAUGAUGCGCGCGGGAGACGAUCCCCUUUCAGGCAUUGAAACAGUGAAAUCGCUCUACGACUAUUUCACUGAGUUGACCGAAGAGCGACGAGUCAAUCCGCGGGAGGACCUCGCUUCUUACAUUGCUAACGGUAAACUCAACGGGGCGUACCUGCCGUACAAAGAGCUCAUUUCUUAUUACAUCAUCGUUGCCACCGCCGGCCAUGAGACCACCCGUACCUCAAUUUCAGGCGGCAUGCAUGCGCUGUUGCGCAAUCCUGAGCAGCUGCAGCUGCUGAAAGAUAAUAUUGAUGAUGAAGAUACGGUAAAGCUGGCGGUGGAAGAGAUGAUCCGCUGGACCACGGCGGUUAAUCAGUUCAGCCGCACAGCCACCCGGGACUACGAACUUCGCGGACAGAAGAUUAAAAAGGGUGAAAGUCUGGGGCUGUUUUACGCAUCAGCCAACUUCGACGAAGACGUGUUUGAUGAUCCCUUCAAAUUUGACAUCACUCGCAAACCAAAUCGCCACCUGGCAUUUGGUACCGGACCACAUCAGUGUCUGGGUCUGAUCCUGGCGCGUAUGCAGAUGCGUAUCUUCUUCACCCAGCUCAUACCGCGUAUAAAGGAGAUGACGCUGGUCAUCGUUAUUACCGGCGCGGCCAGCGGGUUUGGCAAACUGGUCAGUGAAAAACUGACCGCUCUGGGAGCCUGUCUGGUUGCCGGGGACAUCAACAAAAGCGCCCUGGAUGAGGUGGUGGAACCGCUUGCCUCACGAGGUGCGCGUAUUACUGCAAUGAAAGUUGAUGUGACCGCCAGGUCAGAGAUGAUGGCCCUGGUCAAACACGCGGUAGACACGUUUGGACGUGUUGAUGUGAUGAUCAACAACGCCGGCGUGAUGCCGUUGGCAUUCUUCAGCGAUCACCAUGCGGCACAUGAUGCAUGGGACCGCUGUAUCGAUAUCAAUUUCAAAGGGGUGUUGAACGGGAUAGCUGCUGCACAUGAUGUGAUGAUCCAACAAGGUCGUGGACACAUCGUUAAUGUGUCCUCCAUAUAUGGCAACUAUCCGGUGGUGGGUGGGGGUGUAUACGGGGCAACCAAGGCGGCGGUGACCUUCCUGUCGGAAUCCCUGCGCCAGGAGUCCCUGGGCAAAAUCAAGGUCACCACAGUGAAACCCACGGGGGUACCUGCAACAGCGCUGGGCACCGGGGUGGUGAAUCCGGAAGCGGUGGCGGGCAUCCUCGGCGCAAACGCAACGGCUUAUAUGGGCAAGUUUGCCGCUGCGGCAGGGGGUGCUUUGUCUCCAGAGGAGUUAGACAGUAACAACGUGCAGUACUGGGCGCUUGAGCCGGCAUACCUUGCAGAUCAGAUUGUUUAUGCCAUCAACCAACCCUGGGGUGUAUCGAUUGCGGAAAUCACGGUACGCGCAACCGGGGAUGCGUACGUUAUCUAG
This is a messenger RNA of Symbiodinium pilosum, 2064 nucleotides long. The record is from the annotation of a GenBank genome assembly. NCBI's taxonomy places the organism in Eukaryota, Dinophyceae, Suessiales, Symbiodiniaceae.